Molecule: messenger RNA, 3356 nt
Organism: Nelumbo nucifera (sacred lotus)
Lineage: Eukaryota; Viridiplantae; Streptophyta; Magnoliopsida; Proteales; Nelumbonaceae
Gene: TOC90
Product: Avirulence induced gene (AIG1) family protein
Biological process (GO): protein targeting to chloroplast
Cellular component (GO): chloroplast outer membrane
Molecular function (GO): GTPase activity; GTP binding
Source: RefSeq, a predicted model, not a curated record
UCAAUCCAAAGAGGAUAAGAGCUUGCUUUGAGCCUGUUUCGAUAUCGACGAGAAACGAGGAGUGGAAGGAGAAGGAGAAGCGCAACAAGUAAAUUCGGCUUCUAAAAAGUUAAGGAUGAAGGGAAUCAGGGAUUGGAUUUCAUCUCAAUUAGCAUUGAAGUCGUUGCUUUCGUCAAGACCCCUGUCGGGUAAUGGGAGCUUCUUUGAUGAUGAAACUCCGAGCGAGGAGCUUGACGAUCGAGGUUCAAAUCCAACAUCUGGUUUGUCAGCACCACUAGUUUCUACUUGUGUUUCUGCUCACUCCAAUUGUAAUCAAGAAAAUCAGCUUCUUACUUCCACUUCACACAAUUCAGUUGAGGAUUUUCAUGUAACAUAUAACACCAAUGAGAAGUUGGACCAGUUGGCUAAGAUUGAUGCACUACAAAUCAAAUUCCUACGUGUUGUUUGCAGGAUUGGGCAGUCACUGGAUAGUAUGUUGGUUGCACAGGUGUUAUACCGAUUGCAUGUAGCAACUCUCAUACGAUCAGGGGAAUCAGACUUAAAAAGAGCCAUAAUUAAGAGUGACCGAGCUAGAGCAAUAGCAGAAAAGCUAGAGUCAACUGGCCAACCUGAUUUGGAAUUUUCCUGUCGGAUUCUUCUUCUGGGGAAAACAGGUGUUGGCAAGAGUGCAACUAUAAAUUCCAUCUUUGGCCAAACAAUGGCUGUAACAGAUGCAUUUCAACCUGCCACUGAUCACAUUGAGGAGAUAGUUGGGACCAUCAAUGGUAUUAAAAUAACUAUUAUUGAUACACCAGGUUUCUUGCCUUCUACAAGUAAUCUGCGCAAGAACAGGAAGAUCAUGCGAUCAGUGAAGAGGUUCAUAAGAAGAUCCCCACCAGACAUUGUCUUAUAUUUUGAACGCCUUGACCUCAUCAACAUGGGCUAUAAUGAUUUCCCUCUCUUGAAGCUUAUAACUGAGGUUUUUGGUUCUGAAAUUUGGUUUAAUACCAUUCUUGUUAUGACUCAUGCUUCUUCAAUUCUUCCAGAAGGACCUAGUGGUUAUCCACUCAACUAUGACUCAUUUGUGAAUCAGUGCACGAAUCUGGUACAACACCAUAUACACCAGGCUAUUUCUGAUUCAAGACUAGAAAAUCCCGUCCUUUUGGUGGAGAACCACCCUCAGUGUAAAAUGAAUAUCACAGGGGAGAAAGUCCUUCCAAAUGGACAAGUUUGGAGGUCUCAGUUCUUGCUGUUAUGCAUAUGCACUAAAGUGCUGGGAGAUGCCAACAACCUUCUGAAAUUUCAGGAUGACAUUGAAAUUGGUCCAAUGCGUACUACUCGGUUGCCAUCUCUGCCCCAUCUCCUUUCUUCUUUUCUUCAGUUCGGUUCUGAUUUGAGAAUGAGUGGGAUGGACAGCGAGGUGGAUGAGAUUUCAGACACAGAGGGUGAAGAUGAGUAUGAUCAGUUACCUCCUAUUCGCAUCCUGACAAAGUCCCAGUUUGAAUCAUUAACAAAAUCUCAGAAGAAGGACUAUCUUGAUGAACUGGACUACCGGGAGACUCUUUAUCUGAAGAAGCAAUUGAAAGCUGAGAUUAAGAGAAAGAGAGAAGUUAUUCUUUCAAAAGAUGAUAAUGACUUUGAAAAUCAAGAAGCAUCUCCAGAGGCUGUUCCUUUGCCAGAUAUUACAGUCCCACCAAGUUUUGAUUCUGAUUGCCCUGUGCAUAGGUACCGUUCCCUUGUGGCUAGUGACCGUUGGGUUGUCAGACCUGUUAUGGAUCCCCAAGGUUGGGAUCAUGAUGUGGGGUUUGAUGGCAUUAAUCUAGAGACAGAUGUAGAAAUAAGAAGAAACCUCCAUGCUUCUGUUGUAGGACAGAUGAGCUGGGAUAAGCGUGAUUUUGGCAUUCUGACUGAAUGUUCUGCGAGUUACAUAGAGCCACAGGGCCCUAUUGUUUGUGCAGGACUUGAUGUUCAGACUAGAGGUAGGGAUUUAGUUUGUACAUUACAUGGAGACACAAAGCUGAGUAAUUUGAAGCACAAUAUGACAGGAUGUGGGGUAUCUGUAACUUCUACAGGGAAAAACUAUUUUGUUGGUGCCAAGAUAGAAGACACCAUUUCAAUUGGGAAGAGGGUGAAACUUUUGUUGAACAUUGGUCGCAUGGGAGGUCUUGGUCAGGUGGCUUAUGGGGGUAGCUUCCAAACAACUUUAAGAGGGAAAGAUUACCCAGUGAGGAAUGACAAGAUCAGCCUGACUAUGACAGUUCUCUCCUUGAAUAAGGAAACAGUCUUUGGGGGAAGUGUUCAGUCUGAUUUCCGCCCAGGCCGAUGUACAAGAAUGUCAGUCAAUGCAAAUUUAAACAGCCAGAAAAUGGGGCAGGUAUCUAUAAAGACAAGUAGCUCUGAGCACAUGGAGAUAGCUUUACUUGCGGUUGUAUCAAUUUUUAGAGCUUUGUCCAGAAAGCGAAUUUGUGAUGAUUUAAGUAGCAGUUAAAGGGAGAGUAGUAGGACAAUGGAUAUUCAUCUGCUUCCCUUGAAGUAUUUUUCUUUUUCCUGAUUCAGAGGCAGUUCUCAUGAUAACAAUGGCAUGCACCAUUAAAGAAUAAAUACUUGUUUUGGAAGACGCCUUUCUGGAAUGAGGGAUGGUUUUCUGGAGACUGGAAGACAAGGCAUUUUUUCAUCCUUUUUGGGUUUGGCAACCUGUGAUCAAACCAAAUGAUAUUUAUAUCAUGAUGUGGCAUUGGCACUUGCAAGUGAGCUGAAGGUUUAACAAAAAUGCAUGUAGCAUGUGGUAUGUGGUAACCAUUGUGGAAAACCGUUGGAAGGAGCUUUUAUAUCUUGAACAAUUUGAUGGAAGGUUAGAAAAUUUUGCAUCCAACUGGAAAGUUACUCAGCUGUGUUUCCUCGUUAUGACUAAUGGGCAGAGAUAUCAGCAGGGACUAGUCAUAGGGCCACAACUGAACCUUGUGAUCAACGUUCGUAAAGCAUGGAGGCUCUUCUACUAGUCACCUUGUUUGCCUGGGUGUUGGAAUAGUAAAGAACAUCUAUUUGGGUUUUAAACAACAAUGAUUUAACCCCCCCGGGACAGUAUAGGAAUGACAUAUUCAAAAGAUGCUUGUGCUCAAGUCAGCUACUUCUUAAGCUAGUUGUAAACUAGACACUGGAUGGAGCCACGGGCACAAUAGACUUAUUUGCAGACUGAAGCCUGUAUCACAAAUUGACUGCAAGUUGUUGGUAAGAUGGACUACCCCAUACAUUUCUUUUGGGUUGUGAUCAGUUGACCCAUGGAAUUGGAGUUCUUUUAUAUGGUGUUAAGGGGUGAUUAAGGGCUUGUUCAUUUCCUCUUAACUCUCAUCUCUUAAGAGAAACCUUUUAACUUUAAG